UGUACUGCUACUAUUACUACUACUACUACUACGGUAGAUCGUAGCACCCGCCCUACGGAUCGGCAUUGCGAUGAGAAGCUCGUCUCAAGGGCUUAUCCACAACGCUCUUGACUAUUGACAUCAUCUCACCAACGGAUCAUUUUUCACUUACUUCAGGUGAAAGGACUAACAUUCUCUCGAUACAUAAAGGGAGAAGAGGAGAAACUGAAUCAUACACUCAUAACUAGUAUAAACCAAGUGGAGCUAGCAGAGCUGUGACUGGCUCAGGUGACUGGCUCAGGUGACUGGCUCAGGUCAGGAAUGGUGGAUAACUUGCCGGUAGGAGAGGGGACCUUCCUGUAUUACGCCAGCUUUCUUGCUGAACAUCACGAAUCGGACAUGGUGAUAGACACAGGUGUCUACCAGGCAGUGCCCUCCCCGUUUUCAGAGGACGACCUGAGUGACUCGUCCAGCCCUCGCUCCUGCUCCAGCCCUGAGUCCCAGGUGCUGGGUUCCAGCUACGGCAGCAGCAGCAGCAGUGGAGAGAGCCAGGAUGGUCUCCUGGACUUCCUGCUCUCCCAGGCCACCCUUGGAAGUGGAGUUACUCCCACUCUAUCUCCCUCAGUACCACCCAUCCUCCCCAGGGGUUUAGCAUGGGAGUCGAAGACGGACCGCCUGUUUCAGCCAACCAAAGAGGAGUGCUUUGAGUUCCCUGUGUUCCCAGUGGACCUGGAGGAUCAUGUGGGGCUGCUGUUUCAGCCCACCCUGGAGGAGAUAGAGGAGUUCCUGGAGGAGAAUAUGGAGGUGGUGACGUUGAAGAAGGAGGCUAGUGAGGGAGGGAUGUUGGAUGUAGACAGUCAGGUGACAGGGUUAGAACCUGGGCUAGAGCAGUCAGUACCUGUUGCCAGGGCUACUGUACCCACCACAGAGACCAAAUACACAGCAACAUCCACAACAACACAUUCCAACGGUUGUAGUGGGAUUAAACAGGAGGAACCUGCUGAAACACCAGCCUCGGGGGAGGGGUCUGGCUUGACACCUGUCAUCUUGCAGAUUCAACCAAUCCAGAUUAAGCAAGAGCCCAGCCCAGGUGUGAUACCAACACCAGUACCACCGCAGACCACCCUGCCCUCCUCAGACAUCAAAAUCGCCCAGCUCCUGGUCAACAUCCAGGGCCAGACGUUUGCCCUGGUGCCCCAGCUGGUGUCUCCAGCUAAUCUCAAUGGUACAUCUUCCAAAUUUGUGCGCAUCGCACCCGUACCCAUCGCCGCCAAGCCCCUGGGUCUCAGGGAGAGUGGGCUUUCAGGUGACCAGGCUGCAGGGAUCCUGGUGGGAGGACAGAAGUUCCAGAAAAGCACGGUUACGGACCUUAUAAAAAUGCAUAAGUGCACUUUCCCUGGCUGUGCCAAGAUGUACACCAAGAGCAGCCACCUGAAGGCCCACCUGAGGAGGCACACAGGGGAAAAGCCCUUCGCCUGCACCUGGCCUGGCUGUGGAUGGAGGUUUUCGAGGUCAGACGAACUCUCCAGACACCGGCGCUCUCACUCUGGAGUGAAGCCUUAUCAGUGUCCCAUCUGCGAGAAGAAGUUUGCCCGCAGCGAUCACCUGUCCAAACACAUCAAAGUCCACCGCUUUCCAAGAAACAGCAGGACAGUGCGAUCCGCAAACUGAGCACAUUGACCUCCCGGUCCUGCUAGACUGAGGCCACGCCACAGGACACAUGGAGAGACAGAGAGAGAAUGUUUGUGAGAGAGAGUGAAUGAAUGUGGGAGAUUGCUAAUAGCAGAGGGGACAGUGGGACAGACAGAAUGAAUGUGGGAGAUUGCUAAUAGCAGAGGGGACAGUGGGACAGACAGAAUGAAUGUGGGAGAUUGCUAAUAGCAGAGGGGACAGUGGGACGGACAGAAUGAAUGUGGGAGAUUGCUAAUAGCAGAGGGGACAGUGGGACAGACAGAAUGAAUGUGGGAGAUUGCUAAUAGCAGAGGGGACAGUGGGACGGACAGAAUGAAUGUGGGAGAUUGCUAAUAGCAGAGGGGACAGUGGGACGGACAGAAUGAAUGUGGGAGAUUGCUAAUAGCAGAGGGGACAGUGGGACAGACAGAAUGAAUGUGGGAGAUUGCUAAUAGCAGAGGGGACAGUGGGACAGACAGAAUGAAUGUGGGAGAUUGCUAAUAGCAGAGGGGACAGUGGGACAGACAGAAUGAAUGUGGGAGAUUGCUAAUAGCAGAGGGGACAGUGGGACGGACAGAAUGAAUGUGGGAGAUUGCUAAUAGCAGAGGGGACAGUGGGACGGACAGAAUGAAUGUGGGAGAUUGCUAAUAGCAGAGGGGACAGUGGGACGGACAGAAUGAAUGUGGGAGAUUGCUAAUAGCAGAGGGGACAGUGGGACGGACAGAAUGAAUGUGGGAGAUUGCUAAUAGCAGAGGGGACAGUGGGACAGACAGAAUGAAUGUGGGAGAUUGCUAAUAGCAGAGGGGACAGUGGGACGGACAGAAUGAAUGUGGGAGAUUGCUAAUAGCAGAGGGGACAGUGGGACAGACAGAAUGAAUGUGGGAGAUUGCUAAUAGCAGAGGGGACAGUGGGACAGACAGAAUGAAUGUGGGAGAUUGCUUACAGCAGAGGGGACAGUGGGACAGACAGAAUGAAUGUGGGAGAUUGCUAAUAGCAGAGGGGACAGUGGGACAGACAGAAUGAAUGUGGGAGAUUGCUAAUAGCAGAGGGGACAGUGGGACGGACAGAAUUAAUGUGGGAGAUUGCUAAUAGCAGAGGGGACAGUGGGACAGACAGAAUGAAUGUGGGAGAUUGCUAAUAGCAGAGGGGACAGUGGGACGGACAGAAUGAAUGUGGGAGAUUGCUAAUAGCAGAGGGGACAGUGGGACGGACAGAAUGAAUGUGGGAGAUUGCUAAUAGCAGAGGGGACAGUGGGACGGACAGAAUGAAUGUGGGAGAUUGCUAAUAGCAGAGGGGACAGUGGGACGGACAGAAUGAAUGUGGGAGAUUGCUAAUAGCAGAGGGGACAGUGGGACGGACAGAAUGAAUGUGGGAGAUUGCUAAUAGCAGAGGGGACAGUGGGACGGACAGAAUGAAUGUGGGAGAUUGCUAAUAGCAGAGGGGACAGUGGGACGGACAGAAUGAAUGUGGGAGAUUGCUAAUAGCAGAGGGGACAGUGGGACGGACAGAAUGAAUGUGGGAGAUUGCUAAUAGCAGAGGGGACAGUGGGACAGGCAGAAUGAACUUUCAAACAACAGUUAAAAGGGAGAGAGUGUUUGAAGGUUUUGUUUGUUUAUGUGUGUGUGUGACGCACGUUGGUGGUACUGUGAUAAUUUAUUGAGUAAUGCAGAGACUCAAAAGAGAAAACAUUUUGAAAAAACAAGAACUGUUACAUAACAUGACAUCUUCACUGGUGCACGAUGGGAAGUUCAGUGCUUUAUCGGGAUUUACACUUAAAAGCAAUGUUCCCGCGUUCGCGGAGACUGCAUUCACAGUAAACGCUGCAUAUGCCGGCUCAAUCGGAAAUUACUUUUACAUUUCAAUGUCGCUAUAGCACUGAACUUCUGCAGCACAGAUUGAAUCGAGUCCUAAGUUUCUUGUAAAUAGCUUUUCUUCAUUUUUUAAAGUUUUUUUUUCUCAUAAAAAUGUUUAAGAUACGAUUUGAGAAUAUAAAAGAGGUUUUGUUAUGCAAAGUAUUUUUACACUUUGAGGUUUGAAUUAAUUGUUGUUGAUGUACCUGCCUAUCAUUAAUGCAUCAACAUUCCUUCUGCUAUAUGAUGAAAUUAUCUUCUCAUCACCGAGGGAGUUUUUACUAUGUACUUCUUCAAGCCAAAAAAUUACUAUUAAUACUCAAACGUUCAUGUUGAACUACUGAUCAUGAUCAGAAUCAUGCCAUUAUAAGCUACCUGCAACAUGUGGAGGCUGUCUCCUAUUUUCACUACGGGAGCAAUAUGACGACUCAUGCCUGGUAAAGGCUGGAUCAGCUAACAGUGAACAGCCAACUGCAAUACAACGAGGUGCAGCAGAAAAUAUUUGAUGUUUUAUGGUGUGUUGUUUAUAUGUGAACCGGCUGGCUUUCUGAUCACAAUUGAAGACAUUGAAGAACUUUUCCUUUUGUAUAUUUGUAUACAUUAGCUGGAGGAGUGGUUAUUGUCAUUUUCUUUCAUUUUGUGUUAUGUCAUUGGCGCUUAAAGCUGGCCUUCUCUGGGGCCAAUAUGCCAACUGAGUAGGCCUACGUAGUAUCUGUUUGAAUAUAAUGAUAACACUUAACCCGUUGGUGACUGUAUUAAAUCUUCAUAGCACAUAAGCAUUGAAUGCCUA
Molecule: messenger RNA, 4290 nt
Organism: Salvelinus namaycush (lake trout)
Lineage: Eukaryota; Metazoa; Chordata; Actinopteri; Salmoniformes; Salmonidae
Product: Krueppel-like factor 15
Exons: 3
Coding region: 301-1650 (449 amino acids)
Biological process (GO): regulation of transcription by RNA polymerase II
Molecular function (GO): DNA-binding transcription factor activity, RNA polymerase II-specific; RNA polymerase II cis-regulatory region sequence-specific DNA binding
Source: RefSeq, a predicted model, not a curated record